This is a messenger RNA of Manihot esculenta (cassava), 2274 nucleotides long. RefSeq lists its product as uncharacterized. The coding region runs from base 325 to 1860 and encodes 511 amino acids. Lineage: Eukaryota; Viridiplantae; Streptophyta; Magnoliopsida; Malpighiales; Euphorbiaceae. The transcript has 3 exons. The record is from RefSeq and is a predicted model, not a curated record.
CUAAUUUUUGCCCCCCUUUUCGUCAUUUCCGAUCGAAUUCUGGUUCUUUUUUCAUCUUUUUCCUUCUAUGUUUCUAUUAUUCAUCGUCAAUUAAAUCUCACAUUCGACUUCUAUUCUUUUUUCUGUGCUGAUUGAUCCCAAUUUCAACUGUAUCCUUUUUCUUUCCAUUUUUUAGGUCUACGAUUCACAAACUUCCGAUAUGUUGUUUUGAUCUCAAGAUCCGUAAAAACACUUAUAAAUUAAGCGAUUUUUGGGUUCUGGGUUUCGUUCAUUUCGUCAAAAUUAUUUUGGCAGCAUUUUUCGGUUUUAAUUAAUAAGUGAAGCAUGGUACAAAAGCGACCGCUUUAUGAUGAGGAACCACACGACAUUAUUUGCAAGCACCCAAGACAAGUGGAAUACAAGAAUCGGCUAGUUUCAUUUUCAGAAUUUGUUUCUUCAGAGGUAGAUUCUCCGACUUCUGAAGUUCCAGGUGAGUGUGGACUCACUGAAAAUGAUACUGAAGGCCAUGAGAGGCUUGCAAAUGACAUAGUUGCUAGAUUCCCAGUUAGUGCAGAGAAGGAUGUAGAGACCAUUGUUCCUGGAAGAAGUAUCUCUUCCUUUGCUACCAUCAGUGCUUGUCAUGAGUUUUCUCUUCCUGACAUGCCAGUGUAUAUAUCUCAUCCCAAAGAAUAUUUUAGUCCUGAGCAUCCAAUAAGGACAGCAGCUCACCAUGAGGAUAGGUAUUCUUUACUUUUGCGUUGUCCUCCACAAAAAGCAGUUCCAAUUGGAUUGAAUCAUCAAGCUAGUAUUCCAGAAUGGAGUCCUUGUUAUAGUGAGACAAUAUCAAAUACUUCUGGAGCACCUGAAACAACUUUGGAUGCUAACCUUGUUUUUGUGGAGGAAGAUGUGGAUCGGCUGAUGGGGACUUGUGUUAUUCCAAUGCCUGAUUUGGAACUUACUGGUGAGGUUGUAAAUGGUAGGAUUGACUGUAAUUGCCUGGAUGAGGGUUCUAUCAGAUGUGUGAGACAGCACAUUGUUGAAGCAAGGGAGAAACUUAAGAGACACCUUGGAGGGGAGAAAUUUGAGGAGAUGGGGUUCCACGACAUGGGAGAAACAGUGGCAGAUAAAUGGAGUGAGGAGGAAGAACAAGUAUAUCAUGAUCUUGUAUUUUCAAAUCCUAUGUCAUUGGGCAAAAACUUUUGGGACCAUCUUUCUGCUGUCUUCCCUUCUCGAACCAAAAAGGAUAUAGUCUGCUACUACUUUAAUGUCUUUAUGCUUCGAAGGCGAACUGAACAGAACAGAUAUGACUCAGUAAGCAUUGAUGACAGUGAUGAUGAUGAGUGGCAGGGGGAUGAUGAUUAUGAUAAUGAACUUGGAAUGACAGAGGAAGAUGAAGACUCCGGUAUUGAGUCUCCUGUCCAUCUAGAUGUUUGUACUCGUAAUCACUACCGGAAAUAUGAUUUACAUGAUGCUGUAAAUGAAAUUUCUGAUUUUGCUUGUGAUAGGGACAUCAGCAAGGUUUUAGGAACAUGCCCUAGGAUAUCACUCAAUUUUUGUAAUUCCAACUCUCAUCUCCUGGAUGUUCCUUCUGAUAAAAGGGUUGAUCAAGAAGGACAAGAUGACUCGUGCACAUCCUCUGAUACAGUGGCUUCUUCACAAGGGACUGAGGUGAAGGUUGAAAUUGAUGAUCACUGGCCAUGUAGUUUCAAUGAACCUUGUGGAAGUGGCGGGGAUCAUGUUUUAGAACCUUGUGAUGUCAAAGUUUGGGAUAAUGAUUAUAUGAUAUGCCCAAAAAGUAAAGUUGACUUUUUGCCUACUUGCAGUAUGAUUGAGGAGGUUUUCGGGGAUGGUUCAUGGAAUUACAAGGCAAAAGAUUACUAGAGCCCAAGCUAAUGCCAGUGCUUCUCUUUCAACUAAAGGUGAUUGGGAAAGCUCUUGUUCUCCAAGGCUUUGGUUUGAAGCCACUGACCAACAAAUUUUUAUUGUGGGAAGCAUAAGGAAUUCUAACCAAGAAAGGGGUGCCUGUGUGUGCACGCGCACGUUGUGGUGUAACGGGAAAGCGCACCGUUCAUUGUAAGAUAGUGUUUUGGAAUAUUAGUUUCAGUCGCCUAGGUUUAAAUGUAUUCUUUAGUUAGUGUUCAGAUUAUGCAAUUUCCAGUUGCUCACUACAGAUGUCAAAGUUUAAGGAUCUCUCCCUUGUUAGGAGGCAGACAGCAUGUAAGGGGUAUGGGGUUCUAUCAUGUAAUCUUAAAUAUAUUUUACAUCCAAUGGAAAAAAAAUAGUAUUUGCAUAAAA